Molecule: messenger RNA, 4727 nt
Organism: Linum tenue
Lineage: Eukaryota; Viridiplantae; Streptophyta; Magnoliopsida; Malpighiales; Linaceae
Source: the annotation of a GenBank genome assembly
CAUAUUUUCAAGCCUCAGCCUUAUAUGUCCUUUGGGAAUCUGCGUGUUUCCCUUUUGACUCGUCCAGACUAAAACAGCCAGCCUAUCCUUCUGAGUUCCGUUCCCCAACUCCGAACUCAGCCGCGGCCGACACCGGAGAAAGACCAUGCCCAACUCUCUCCGGUCCCUCCUCCGUCACGGCCGCCGGCUUGAGUAAUCAAUUUACCACCCGAUCCAACCUCUCUCUCUCUCUCUCUCCUAGCUCCUCCGCAGAGAUUCCUUAUCAAUUACUACAUCCAUGUCCAAUUCCAAUUCCAAUCCCUUAUCUAUUAUCAUAAUCGAAGAUGGCAAUGCAUGCGACGCCCUCCCUCUCGACGUCUGCCCAGCCCCUCCCAAUUCAUCAUCCGCCGGGAGAUCCCCGAAGCUCCCUUAUCCAGCACCGGAAAUGCAGGUUCAAAUUCCAGUGGACCGAUCUGAAUCUGGUCAAUCGGUACCGGGACCGGCCCAGCGGCAGUCCCCGAGCUCCUCCACCCAUUCGCACGGAGGAAGCGGCAAUGCAUGUCAGUCCGGCUCUGCCGAGCUGGACUAUCGGCAAGUGAAAACGCGAUCCAGAGCAUCUCAGAUGCAGAUGAACGGCAGUGGACCUCUGGUGAAUGCUGAAUCCGCUCAAUUAACUGCAGAGGGAAAGGACGGCGGUUCUUUAAGACGAUCCCCUAGGUUAUCUUCUGUUACUCCGCAACCUCAAAUUCUCCCGGAGAGGAGCGGGCGUCGAGGUAGAGACUUCCCGAUUGAUUCUGAACAGGGAAAGAGCACGAGGAGGUCGCCGCGGCUGGGUAAUUCGAGCCCCGGGAUAACGUCUCGGGAACUGGAAGUAGCCGGCGGUUCAGGGAGGAUGAAAAGCGAAGGCACGGGAAAGAGAGGCGGCGGAAAUCAGCGAGAAAAUCUGCUUCCCCAAAGAAGGUCGCCGAGGCUGGGAAAUGUGGAAAUAGUUUCUGUUCCUGAAGUGCGAAAAUCGAGGGAGAGUGGCUUCCCAAACGGUAACAACAAGAGGCAAUUCGACGGAUCGGCGGCGAGAAGGUCGCCGAGAUUUAGCCCCGACAUUGGAUUGGAGUUGAUGGAGCUUCCUUUACUUCAGAGUAAAAGACAGAAGGUUCGAGGUUUAUCAGUGAAUGGUGGGCGUAGAGAAGAGGGUGCAAAGGAAUUAAGCAUCGUGCGUUUGAGUGAGAGGAAUCAAACAGGAUCUCAGGCAGGUUCAUCUCGUCCUGGAAUUGGUAUACGCUCUUCGAACGGCACAAUGCAGAUGGCACCACCUUGCAUCCAUAAUCGAGAUGGUGAGACUGAGGCUCUUGCUGCAUCCUGCUGUGGUUCUGUUGGUGUUUUUGAUGAAAACAAAUGUAGCAUCUCUCCUGAGUACAUAUCGUUGACAGAAAGUGCAGUUGGUAAUGAUAUGUUAGGGAGUGUUUCCAAAAAGCUUCUGGAUGGAAAACCAUUAACAAGAUGCCCAGGACUUGUUUUGCCUAGUAACAUUGCUAAAGACAUUGACACAGUUUGCAGUUUGGGUGAAAUGUCCCAUUUGUUGGAUAAACAGCUUCUUGAGAAGUCCUUGACAUUAUGUACUAGCUCAAGUCACUCUGCUGUAGUCGAGCAAUGCAAAAUGAACUAUGCCAUGGUAGAGUUCCCGGAGUUGUUUGAUGAACUCCCAGCAAAGAACAAAUCAGACGACCAAUUAUCUUUAGACAAAAGGAAACAACCUUCUCUGAAUAAUGAGUUGAAGGAACAGAGAGGUCCUUGUUUAAUUGGCGAUCCCAUUGCGAGCGACGAAGCUCAGAAAAGGUGGCAUUGGCGAUAUGAGUUGAAGAGUAAAAGAUCAAGAGAUCGAAGGUUAAAGCCGGAGUAAGGCUCAACUCGAGCUCUCUUUGUGCUGGUGAGGAUGAUGAAGAUCAGAUUAUUUGGAAUGUGGAGUGUCAUUAUGCUCAGGCUGAAGUUGAUGGCUGCGUGUUUGAUCUCGAGGAUUGUGCAAAUAUAAGGGGACAAGAAGGACAAAUGCACAUUGGAAAGAUAGUUGAAUUUUUUCGAUCAACGGAUGAAGAAGACUAUUUCAGGGUUCAGUGGUUUUAUAAAGCUGAAGACACAAUUAUGAAAGAACAAGCUGCUUCUCAUGAUACUAAACGUGUUUUCUACUCAACUGUAAUGAAUGACAAUCCAAUCGAUUGCAUAAGCUCGAAAGUGAAUAUCAUGAAGAUAUCACCCAAGAUAGUUCUGAAGCGACAGUUGUGUCAAAAGUUUGACUUCUAUUUUGACAUGGAGUAUUGUGUAGAAUACUCCACAUUCCGAGCUUUGACUUCAGACUCGUCAGCACCAAGUGACUUGGAGACUACUGCUGCUACAGAUGGUGGUAUUUCUGCUCUACCAAGUAACAUUUCAGGGGAAUCGGUGUCUAAAAGUGGAAAUUGCAAGCGUGAAUUAGUCCUAUUAGAUCUCUUUUCUGGUUGUGGUGGAAUGUCUACAGGAUUAUGCAUGGGUUCUAAACUUUCUGAUGUUGAUCUUGUGAUGAGAUGGGCCCUUGAUAGUAACAAGUACGCACGUGAAAGCUUGAAACUAAAUCAUCCAGGAACCCAAGUUAGGGGUGAACCUGCAGAGGAUUUUCUUGCACUGUUGAAGGAAUGGGAGAAAUUAUGCAAGAAAUAUAUGGAUACUGUUCCUGAAAAGACACAUUCCAGAAGAUCAAUGGCUUCAAAAGCUGAAAAUUGGAAUGAUGAUAGACUCAAUGAAGCUGAUGUCGCUGCUGGUGAAUUUGAAGUCUCUAAGAUAGUCGACAUUUGUUUUGGUCAUCCUAGUUCUUCUGGGAACCAUGGAUUGAAACUUAAGGUACAUUGGAAGGGUUACAGUGUAAAUGAUGAUACAUGGGAGCCAAUUGAAAGCUUAAGUAACUGCCAAGAUAGUAUACAUGAUUUUGUGAGAAAUGGGCGAAAAUCAAAGAUCUUACCACUUCCUGGAGACGUUGAUGUGGUUUGUGGAGGCCCUCCAUGCCAGGGAAUUAGUGGCUAUAAUCGCUUCAGAAAUUUUGAUUCUCCACUUGAUGAUGAACGAAAUCAACAGAUUGGCGUUUUCAUGGACAUAGUGCAGUUCUUAAAACCCAACUUUGUGCUGAUGGAAAAUGUAGUUGAUAUUCUUAGAUUUGACAAGGCUUCUCUUGCAAGAUACGCUUUAAGUCGUCUGGUACAAAUGAAGUACCAAGCAAGGCUUGGUACUGUUGCAGCUGGUUGUUAUGGUCUCCCCCAGUUUCGUCUCCGUGUCUUCUUGUGGGGAGCGCAUCCUUGUGAGAAACUUCCACAGUUUCCUCUUCCUACUCAUGAUGUUGUUGUCAGAUAUUGGCCACCGCCUGCAUUUGAGCGCAAUACUGUUGCUUAUGAUGAAGAUCAGCCACGUCCAUUAGAAAAAGCCUUAGUUCUUGAAGAUGCCAUAUCUGAUCUUCCAGCUGUUUCCAGUAAUGAACACCGUGAUGAAAUGCCAUACGACAAGCCCCCAGAAACCGAGUUUCAAAGAUUCAUUCGGUCUCCAGAGUCUGAGAUGAUAGGUCAUUCAAAAGGUGGUGCAAGAAUUGCCAAGGAUGUACUGUAUGAUCAUCGUCCUUACUCCUUGAGUGAAGAAGAUUACGCUCGUGUUUGUCAGAUCCCGAAAAAAAAGGGUGCGAAUUUCAGGGAUCUCCCUGGAGUAGUAGUUGGGGCAGACAAUGUUGCAAGGCGAGAUCAAAAGAUUGAGCAAGUAAUUUUACCAUCUGGAAAGCCACUGGUACCAGAUUUUGCCCUAAAGUUUUCACAAGGGAAGUCUAGAAGGCCAUAUGGAAGAUUGUGGUGGGAUGAAACAGUACCCACCGUGGUGACAUAUCCAGAUCUUCACAGCCAGGCAGUGCUCCAUCCAGAUCAGGAUCGAGUUCUUACCAUAAGAGAAUGUGCAAGGCUGCAAGGUUUUCCGGAUUAUUAUAGGUUCUGUGGUUCUGUUAAAGCCAGGUAUCGCCAGAUAGGGAACGCAGUAGCUGUCCCCGUGGGACGAGCACUGGGAUAUGCCAUGGGAUUAGCAGCUCUAGGACUUGGUGAUGAUGGACCACUCAUGACUCUCCCUAAAAAAUUCUCCCAUUCAACUAAUCUUCAACUAUCCGAGCCUGAGCCCGAGCCUGAGCCUGAGCUCGAGCCAGUCGAAGCAGUUCCAAUCGACUGGAUCUCCUAACCAUAAGUGUCUUCCACCCGCCCAUUUUUUAUUCCUGCAGCAUUGACUAUGAGAUUGAGGCUCUACCCGCAGUCUUAUAGCUUGUGCCACUGCUGCUAGCCCAGGCCAUUUUUUUCCCAGGCCUUUGUUGUAAUCCUUGGCUAGAAAUAAUGCUACUAGUGUGACCUAGAGAUGUAACUCAAUAAUGUUAGGAGUGUCUUCUGUUUCGUGUCCUUAAGUUCUUUCCUUUUUCAGGCCUUUGUUGUAAUCUGGCUAGAUAGAAAUAAUGCUCCUAGUGUGACCUAGAGAUGUAACUUAAUAAUGCUAGAGUGUCCUUCAAGUGCCCUUCAUAAUACUACUAGUUCUUUGCUUAUUUAAGGGUUGGAACCUUUCGUUUCUUCUUUUAAGAUUCAGCUGCAUUUUAAACAUAAAAGAGUGCAGUGCAGUGCAGGCUUAGUGUAAAUCUUACAAGUAAGACACUGUUCCGUGAAGGAGUGCCAAGUAAAGUUAUCAGGUUUCUAUCCCAUUGAAAAUGUUGAAGG